AUGAAGAGAGGGCAGCAGCAGCCCCAGACUGGCGUCACAGACGGCGCUGCAGCCACGCAGCAGCCCCAGACUGAUUGGCAGUCCAACACUGCGUACACCUCCAGAUCAGGCGGUACACCCACGCAGCAGCCUCAGACUGAUUGGCAGUCCAACACUGCGUACACCUCCAGAUCAGCCAAAAACAUGGAAAUGGAAAAGAAAUUUGUGGAGGCGGAAAAACGAAACAAGAAGACUGAGCUACGAGUAGCCGAAUUGGAACAGAUGUGUGUUUCACCCGGGCAUCCCAACUUUACCGUGUCUCCUGAAGAUAAGAGGAACAUGAGCCCAGUUGGCUCCGGCUCUGUCGGGCCUCCUGGCCCACCUGGCCCUCUAGCUAAAAAGGCGGCCAUUGGGCCAGUUGGCCCCGUGUCUAUCGGGCCUCCUGGACCUCCUGGGCCCCCUGGCCCUCCUGGCCCUCCAGGCAAAAAGGCGGACAUUAGGCCAGUUGCCCCCGUGUCUCCCGGCCCUCCUGGGCCACCUGGCCCUCCAGGACAAAAGGGGGCCACGGGGCCAGUUGGCCCUGGGUCUGACGGGCCUCCUGGGCCACCUGGCCCUUCAGGGGAGAAGGGGGCCAUUGGUCCAGUUUGCCCUGCGUCUGCCGGGCCUCCUGGCAUUCCAGGACAGAAAGGGACCAUGGGCCCGAUUGGCCCACCAGGACACAAGGGAGUCAUGGGCCCAGUUGGCCCUGAGUCUGCUGGGCCUCCUGGGCCACCUGGCCCUCCAGGAGAGAAAGGGGCCACGGGCCGAGUUGGCCCUGCAUUUCCCGGGCCUCCUGGGCCACCUGGCCCUCCAGGAGAGAAAGGGGCCACGGGCCCAGUUGGCCCUGCAUUUCCCGGGCCUCAUGGGCCACCUGGACCACCCGGACGCCCGGGACACAAGGUACUGGAACCAGCUGGACCUCGGAGGUGGUGCGUGAAUGAAGGUUGUCCCAAAGGUUAUCGUAAGCAGCGUGGAAUCUGCUACAAGGUAUUCACCGCUCAACUGAAGAGCUUCGUCGACGCGACAGCGACUUGUCGUCAAGACGGCGGCACCCUCGCCAUGGCCCAAGACGCUGAGACCAACGAUUUGCUGAUUUCCCUGUACAAGGCCGCUAUAAGCAGUGGGGCCGGAUUCUGGCUCGGCCUCUCCGAUACGCGCGAGGAAGGAGUGUUUGAGUGGGCGAAUGGCACUCCCCUUGGAGCGUACAGACCAUGGGAGUACAAGUGUGCCUAG
Messenger RNA from Branchiostoma belcheri (Belcher's lancelet), 1251 nucleotides. Its product is annotated as collagen alpha-1(I) chain-like. Bases 1 to 1251 code for a protein of 416 amino acids. The record is from RefSeq and is a predicted model, not a curated record. The transcript has 7 exons. NCBI's taxonomy places the organism in Eukaryota, Metazoa, Chordata, Leptocardii, Amphioxiformes, Branchiostomatidae.